AUGACUGUCCAAUAUAAUCAGUUUGUCCUUACUGGGGGUCCUGGAAUAUUUUUUCGUCUUCUUUUAAAAUGGAGAGGAGGUGUAUUGAAGCUGAUUUCACUUGACCUGAUCAUAUUUGCUUCUAUUUAUACAUUAAUAAGCUGUUUGUAUCGGUUUGCAAUUUCUGAGAACGCACAAAGAAAUUUUGAACGUCUGAUUCUAUUUACUUCCAGGUUCCAAGCUAUGAUUCCGGUUGCAUUUAUCCUUGGUUUUUAUGUUGCCUUAGUUUUCGCACGCUUUUGGAACUAUUUCACGACGAUUCCGUGGGUGAUGAGUUUCGCACUUACUCUUGUUACCCACCUUCCCGGUAGCUCAGAACGCAAUCGUCUAAUACGUCGGACAUGCAUGAGAUAUAUUAUGGCAAAUCUUAUAAUUGCAGCUGCCCAUCUUAAUGUCGUCGUCAAGAAACGUUUUCCAACUUUUGAGCUUUUCGUUGCUUCAGGCGUACUUACCGAGGAUGAAGCAAGAAUUAUUAGAAGUGUACAAUCUGUUCAUAUGCAACCAUUUGUUCCUGUUGUAUGGGCGACUUCUCUUAUCACUUUAGCUAGAAAAGAAGGACUGAUAAAAAAUCCCCAUGCAUACGUUCUUUUGGUAGACGAACUUAACACUUUCCGUCAAAAAAUAUUAUAUAUAAUGAUGAUGGAUGAUGUUUGUAUUCCGUUGGUUUAUACACAGGUUGUCACACUAUCUGUGUACUCUUAUUUUGUCGCGUCUCUUAUAAGUAGUCAAUUCAUCAUCAACAGUUCACCUUUUGCAGGCAUAGCACGUUCGCAUGAUCUUUUCUUCCCGUUUUUCACAUUUCUGGAACUUUUUGUUUAUGUGGGAUGGCUAAAAGUUGCUGAAACACUUGUGAAUCCAAUGGGAGAAGAUGAUGAAGAUAUUGAUAUUAAUGAGAUAAUCGACUUUAAUUGGAGAAUUUCUUGGUGUGUGGUAGAUGGAGUAAGAACAAGUGCACCCGCCAUUGUACGAGACGCCCAUUGGAGACAAUCCGUUGUAGAACUUCCCCAUACGGAACGGUCGAAACGUUUAAAUGUUGGAUCAAGGAAAGGGUCAAUUUAUGAUCUGAAUGUUCCUGUUGGUCCAGAACUACGCGAUCUUAUGGCAGCUUUAUCCACAGCACGACAGAUGCAAAUGUCAAGUACAAACUCACCAGCUCCUUCAAAGUCUACUUAUCCUAAUGAAAGUGACAGUCCACAUGGUGUAUCAGAUGACCAUAGACAUUCGUUUCCUCACACCACAACUACUAAUGUUGUUCGUGAACCCAUAAAAGAAGAGGAUGAAGAACUAGAAGAUGAACAGUCUGGAAAAGAUUUGAAGGAAAAUAAAGUAAACGAUGAAACUAACGAUUUAUCAGGUAGUCAUACGCAUGAUCACUGUUCAAGGCUCUAA
This is a messenger RNA of Schistosoma mattheei, 1428 nucleotides long. The record is from the annotation of a GenBank genome assembly. Lineage: Eukaryota; Metazoa; Platyhelminthes; Trematoda; Strigeidida; Schistosomatidae.